AUGACACAGGAAGAAAAUAUCCUAAGGUGCAAUUUUAAUACUGGUGGGGACGGUUGUGGCAACCUCGUCGAUGGUGGUGGUGAAGGAGUGGAUGAUGGUGGUGGGAGUAGAUCAAAAAAGACCAAGCAAAAAAAAGUCCCACAGAGAGGAUUAGGAGUUGCCCAGCUUGAGAAAAUUAGGUUGGAGGAACAACAGAAAAAGGAGGCAGCUGUACAAGCAGCCAAUAUUUUGGCAAAUAAUGCAAUUGGUUCACAUAAUGAUUCUACUGCAUGUUUAGCUAUUCCAUGUCCCAGUUUUAGGGCAAAUCUUUGCCCUUCAAAUUCAAUCCCCUUGCCACCACUAUCACCAACUGAUCUACCCUCACUGAAUUUCUUGCAUAGGCCUGUCCAAUCGAACAAAAAUGUCAAUGUUCUACACCCAAAUUCUGUUCAAUUGUCCAAACCCUUGAAUAUAGGUGGAAAUGAAAUAGGUUUGCCAGCAACUUCGGGUCCUGGGCAGGGCAAUUGGCCUAGAUUGUGGAAUGGUGAGCAGAAUCUUGAAGGGGAAAAGCAAAUGUUAGAUCAUCGUAGAUUUGCAAUUUGGCCUCAUAUAAAUUUUCCGUAUGAAUCAAAUGCCCUGGUUUUGCCUCUUCCACAAAGAUCACAUCAAUUUCAUCAUCCUUCUUCUUCAUCAAUGGUGAAUGUCUCUUCAGGGACUUCAUCAUCAUCUGUACUGAAGUUUCAGAUGGAGCCCCCUUCAAACCAAAGUGUUCGUGAUAACAAUUAUGCACCCUUGUCACCAAAGGAAGAGAAGAUGAGUGGCAUGAAAAGGUCAUAUCCCUUCUCUCUAGCAAGUCCAACAGCCGCUUCUUGUCAGUGCAAAUAUCAACCUACGCAUGGUACUUCAAGAUCCCGAUCAGACGAAUCGGCUUCGUGUAGCAAUGGAUGCACAAAUCAUUUCGAACCAAGCAAUAUAUGUAUCAGAGAAGACCCUCCAAACAUAAGCCUGCCUGAGCAAAGUGCUAGUGGUGUAAUCAGAGAAAACAAAGAACUGAAUGGAGAUUUUCUCACAUUGGCUCCUCCUGCUCCCACUACCCAGCCUUUGAACUUUAAGCAUAAGCAUCCUCUGGUAUAUUCAGGAUAUCAGGAGCAGGAAUUAUUUGAUUUUUGGUGUCCGUCCAGUCAGGAAUUCACCAAAGACGCGAUCCAAAGGUCAGGACCAAGUGGAUCUAUAGAACAACCUCCUUUUAGCUUCUUCCCAACUAAGGUGACAAUUGACCAAGCAACGACAACCCAUGUCAGGGAUGGCAAUGGUAAAAUAGGGGAACCAAUUGAUCUCAGCCUGAAAUUAUAG
Messenger RNA from Fraxinus pennsylvanica, 1332 nucleotides. The record is from the annotation of a GenBank genome assembly. NCBI's taxonomy places the organism in Eukaryota, Viridiplantae, Streptophyta, Magnoliopsida, Lamiales, Oleaceae.